Messenger RNA from Elaeis guineensis (African oil palm), 1087 nucleotides. RefSeq lists its product as uncharacterized. Gene Ontology annotation, molecular function: protein binding. Lineage: Eukaryota; Viridiplantae; Streptophyta; Magnoliopsida; Arecales; Arecaceae. The record is from RefSeq and is a predicted model, not a curated record.
AUGAGUAUCUCACAUAACAUGGAGGCGCUUUUACGCAUAAAAUACUAGUUUCGCAUCGUCGCGUCUCUCGAAGCCUCUCCAAAGCCCUAGAAAAAAAGUUGCCGGGGUCGGUGCCUUAUUCUUGCCAAGGAAAAUGGUCGUAAUCGAGCCGGAAGCACAGGUGGAAGAGAGCAAAGAAGCUCCGGUGAGCCGGCCAGAGUCGAGAGGUCCGGAGGCUUCGGUGGCCCCAUCAGACGAAGGAGCCAGCAGCGAGGACGAAGCUUUUGAGGACGCGCUGACCGACGAGCAGUUGAAGGAGAAAGCUCUAAAUCAAGCAAACGAUGCAAAAGAAGAAGGAAAUAAACUCUUUAAGGCUGGGCAGUAUGAAAAUGCCCUAAUGCAAUAUGAGCUUGCGUUGCAAAUUGCCUCUGAAGUGCCUUCAUCUGAAGUUUGUUCCAUGUGUCAUGCAAACCGUGCUGUAUGCUUCCUGAAAUUGGAAAAAUUCAAUGACACCAUCAAGGAAUGCACAAAAGCAUUGGAGUUGAAUCCUUCAUAUCUAAAAGCAGUGUUCAGAAGAGCAGAGGCACAUGAAAAGCUUGAACACUAUGAAGAGGCUAUCGCCGAUUGGAAAAAAGUCAUGGAGUUAGAUCCUUCAAAUGAUCAAGCUAGAAAUAACAUAAGACGAUUAGAGCCUAUUGCAGCAGAAAAGCGAGAGAAGAUGAAGGAAGAGAUGAUUGGGAAGUUGAAGGAGAUGGGAAAUUCUGUUUUGGGACGUUUUGGAAUGAGUGUCGACAACUUUAAAGCUGUAAAAGAUCCAAAUACGGGUUCAUACUCCAUCCAAUUUCAGCGCUAGGCCAGAAAGUUGGAAGUUGGAAUACAGCCAAAAAAAGAAAAAAAUGUAUAUUGUUCUUAUGCUGUAAUGCAGUUUUGGUUGCUUGUUCUUGAUAUUACAGUGGACAAAUAGUCCAUAGUUGUAUCUCUUUCUGGAUGAAAUGGCUCUUUUAUGUUAAGCAGCAGUUGUGAUCAGGAUUUCCUUUAUUUCCUCUUCUGAUCAGAGGGAUUUCUUAUGAAAUGAAAUGGUGCGGAAGUUUCCCCAACCUUUUCUUUU